AGGAGGAGACUCUAUGAAGCUGUGAGACUCCUUCUGUUAUUCACUCUGUAACAUUAAAAUGGGCUCAGAGGAGAAAGAGUGUGAGCAGCCUGUGAAGGAGGAGCAGCGAUCCCCAGAGAAGGAGCAGGAGCCUCCUGCUGAGCCUCCUCAGGGACAAACGGAGCCCGCCGACCCCCUCAACACCUACAAGUGGCACACGGGCUCCAAAGGGACGCUGGAGGAGGUGAAGGAGGAGGCAGGAGGAGGAGGAGCGGCUUCCUCCUCCUCCACCAUGGACCGGAUCCAGAAGGCCUCCACCAACAAAUGGAGCAAGAUGCAGAACUGGCGUAAGGCCCUGAGCGAGGACCCCGGGGACAAGAGCUCCUCCGGGGCCAAAGGAGGGGACGCAGCCAAGCCGGAGAAAGAUAAAGGGCCCAGGAAGAACCCGUUCAGAAGGGCCCUGUCGGAGCCUCCGGGGUCCCUGUUUUCAGCCCUGAACCCUUCAUCCAGCUCCUCCAGCCCGGCUCACGCUGCUGCAUCGUCAUCAUCAUCAUCAGCUGCAGCAGAGACUCCAGGGGCCUCCACGGACCCCUCACAGAAACCAGGCGGAGGGGCCCUCCUCAAGAAGUACCUGAGGACCGUCUCCCAGAAACUGAAGAGGCCCCGACUGCAGAGCCGGAACAGCACGCCGACAUUACUGCAAGAUGUGGGGGAGGCGUCCCACCAGGAGCUGCCCCGGUUGCCGUGGGUUCCUCCUCAGGAGGUUCCUCUGUGGGACAUCAGUAACUGUCUGCUGGAGGAAGGACAGAUCCUCAUUUCUCCAGAGGAAGAGCCAACGUUUUGGACCAGAAACAGAGUCAGCAGCUACCUGUCCAACCUGAGCAUGCAGAACCUGGUGGACAUAGACUCAGAGUGCAGCCCCGACCACACGGGCCUCGCAGGCGGCCCCCGCCCAAAGAACCAAGAUGGCGGCGUGAGGGCUCUGAUCAAGAGGCGUCUGGAGAACCGAGCCAAGAGGAACAGCAACACCCAGCUCAACCCGCUGGGACUAAACAAAGGAAGCAGGCACUAUGGUUCCAAAGAGUCCGUGUCCAUCCCAGUCAGCGCGGUGGGAAGUCUGGACCUGAGCGCCGACACCAGCACCGUCAUCAGGCCCGUCCACAGCUCCAUCCUGGGGGAGAAGUACUGCUUCGAGGUGAUAAACUCUGAGAACACCCACUGCUUCGGCUGCUCCUCAGCUGCUGAACGAGAUCGUUGGAUUGAAGACUUGAGACGAGCUGCUCAGCCCAACAAGGACAACAUCGAGCGGACGGAGAACUCUCUGAGUCUUUGGGUGAAUGAAGCGAAGGAUCUUCCAGCCAAGAGGAGUUAUUACUGUGAGCUCCACCUGGACGGGACCCUCUUUGCCCGGACCAGCAGCCGGGCCGUGGGUAAAGCCCCGAACCGCUCCAGCCUGGCGGGGGACGGCUCCACGGGGGCCUCCGGGGGCCCGGGGGCCGGCGGGGGGGCGGCUGGAGGCUGCCAGUUGUUCUGGGGGGAGUUCUUCGAGCUGGAUAACCUGCCGUCUGUCUCCCAGAUCACCCUGCACCUCUUCAGAGAAGAAGAGCCCAAGAAGAAGCGCCACUCCCGGGAGGAGAGCAGCCUCCACCCGCUGGGCAGCGUGGCCAUCCCAUUGGCCGAGAUCAGGGGGCGGAGCUACCAGGAGAAGUGGUACCCCAUCACUCCUUAUAAGGCCUCAGGAGCAGCAGGGGCCAAGGAGCUGCUGGGGCCCCAAGCAUCACUCCGCAUCAAGGCCCGCUUCCAGAACCUGCAGGUUCUCCCCAUGGAGAAGUACAAAGAGUUCGCUGAGUACGUCACUCUGGAUUAUGUGGAGAUGUGCAGAAACCUGGAGCCACUCCUGAACGUGAAGGAGAAGGAGGAGCUGGCAGGAGCUCUGGUCCACGUGCUGCAGAGCAUCGGCAAAGCCAAGGAGUUCCUCAUUGAUCUGGGCGGAGCAGAGGUGGAGCGUCUCGGAGAGAAGGAAGCUCUGAUCUUCAGAGAGAACACGCUAGCUACUAAAGCUAUCGACGAAUACAUGAAGCUGGUGGGACAGAAGUACCUCAUCGUGACACUAGGAGAUUUCAUCAGCCGUUUGUACGGCUCAGUGGAGAACUGUGAGGUCGACCCUCGGAAAUGUCCGGCAGCUGAACUCCCAAACAACCAGAAACACCUGAUGGGAGCCUGCGAGGAGGUGGUGCAGAAGAUCGUCCAGAGCCACGGACCGUUUCCUGAGGAGCUGAACAGGAUCUUCUCCAGCUGGGUGGAGCUGUGUGAGGACCAGGGCCGAGCAGAGAUCGGCCAGCGUCUCAUCUCUGCGUCCCUCUUCCUUCGGUUCUUGUGUCCUGCUAUUCUCAGUCCUUCUCUGUUCGGUCUGACUCAGCCGUACCCAGAACCCCCCACUCUGAGGACCCUCACCCUCACUGCUAAAGUCAUCCAGAACCUGGCCAACUUCACCCUGUUUGGAGAGAAGGAGGAGUACAUGCUCUUCAUGAACGAGUUCCUGCAGCAGCACUGGGACGGGAUGAGAGGGUUCCUCCAGACGGUUUCUAAUCCAGACACAGAGAUCCCCAUGUCUUCCUUCGACGGCUACGUGGAUCUGCCUCUCCGCCUGGCCGUGCUGCAUGGACUCCUGGUGGACAUCAUCUACCACAAGGACCCGGAAACCGUUGCCAAGUUGCACCCGCUGCCGUCCAUCCUGAACCAGAUCACAGAGUCUCUGGGUCCUGAAGCUCACCGCAUCAAUAUCAACGGCCUAACGGGCCAAACCAAGCCGGUGUACGUUCCUCCCACUGAGCUGGGGAAGUACAGUCCGUACCAGUCGUCUCUGCAGCAGCUUCCUGUCGACAACAAGAGCCUCCGAGACGGGGAGGGCCGGCCCCGGAGGAGCAUGAGGAGGGAGGGGAGGCCGGUCACCAGGACUCAGAGCGCUCCUCAUAAACGACCUCAGCACCGAAACCUGAAGAGACAAACCAGCUCUGAAGCUCUGCAGACGGCUGAGGACCAACCAGAGCUGGACCCCAGCCAGCCCUCCAUCUCCUCCCCCCACACUGACGCCAGCAUCAAACGUCCUCCUGCUCCGGUUCCUUGGAUCAAAGAUCAGAACAGAGAAUCCAACGAGAUGAAGACUGAACACGAACAAUUCAACCUGCUGGAUCGGCAUGCCCAGGAGCUGUGUGAGCUCCGUCUGGGCAUCGAGCAGGUGACGGAGCGGGAGCUGGACAUGGCCAAACGUCUGGAGGACUUCAUCAUCCAGAGCCAGGACCACAACGCUCUGCUGCAGGAGGAGCUCUCCACGCUACGCUCACAGCUGGAGCAGCAGGAGGAGCUGCUCGCCACCGCCACCUUCAGGUUGGGUGUGAUCGAGGAGGAGAGGGAGGAAGAUGAGAGGAAGCUCAGCGUUGCCAUGGCAGCAGCAGAACGAAUGAACGUUCUGGAGGAGCAGUUUGCUGACCUGGUGAAGGAUCUUCAGAGCCACAACACCCCCAACAACCUGCAGCACCCGGAGAAACCACACGUCAACAGCACCUGAACGCACCACCUGGAAAAACACACAUCAACAGCACCUGAAGGCACCACGCAGAGAUAACAAUGUUGUUAGUUGUUGCUAGUUGUUGUUUGUUGUUGUUUGUUGAGUUGAUGUUGGUUCAGCUGAAGUCACUGAUGGUUCCUUUAUUAAGUGUUAAUGAUUAAAAAUAAUAAAUUAAAACGGAUGUGAUUUGUUUGUAUUUAGCGACAGACGUGUUUGAUAUGUAAACAUUUCUGAUAAAUAAAACAACAGUAAAUGUUUCUCUCUACAUUCUGCAGUGACUCAUCGUCAUUAUUAGUGUUUUGACUUGUACUUGUUUUGCAGCAUAUUUUAAUUGAGAAUUAUCAUAAGUUAAUUUAUACUUUUACUUUAUUGCAAUACUGCGAUUUGUGCUUCACCAAAUGUGUUUGACAAUAAAAUUACUUAGC
Messenger RNA from Centropristis striata (black sea bass), 3972 nucleotides. RefSeq names its product RAS protein activator like 3 (gene rasal3). The transcript has 19 exons. Gene Ontology annotation, biological process: regulation of GTPase activity. The record is from RefSeq and is a predicted model, not a curated record. NCBI's taxonomy places the organism in Eukaryota, Metazoa, Chordata, Actinopteri, Perciformes, Serranidae. Bases 59 to 3547 code for a protein of 1162 amino acids.